Hypomesus transpacificus is the source of this 5738-nucleotide messenger RNA. It is a transcript of the gene stag2a, whose product is annotated as stromal antigen 2a. Gene Ontology annotation, molecular function: chromatin binding. The coding region runs from base 332 to 4234 and encodes 1300 amino acids. The transcript is spliced from 34 exons. Gene Ontology annotation, cellular component: cohesin complex; nucleus; chromatin. Lineage: Eukaryota; Metazoa; Chordata; Actinopteri; Osmeriformes; Osmeridae. Gene Ontology annotation, biological process: sister chromatid cohesion. The record is from RefSeq and is a predicted model, not a curated record.
GACAGGUGGUGCAUGUGCUACACAAAAUCAAGCUAGCUAGUAUCGAAACAACAAACUGAGCCAUGCUAGCUCUAGUGUAGCUAUAGAAUUCUACGGAAUAAGAUUGCCCAAAGCACUAACGUUAGUUCUAAAAGUGAUUAAUGUUAUUUGUUGGACUUGCAAAGUAGUACACGUAAAAACGUUAUAACUUCUGCAACAUCUGGAUCAUUUUGAUUUAUGUUUUUAGCAAGGGAUUGAUUCAAACAGCGAGGUUUAACAUCCCUUCGGUCAGAUCUUAAGGAGAGGAAAUCCAUCCUGAUUUGCAAGGGUCUGAAAAGAAAAUGUUAAAGAAAUGAUAGCAGCACAAGAGUUACACUCAGAUUUCCAGUUUCCUCAGGAGCCUGAUACACAGUUGUCAUCUGAUACAGACCUUGAGGACCCUGAUGGAAAGAAUGCAAAGACAUGGAAAGGAAAAGCUGGCAAGAAGGGGAAAAAAGCCCCAGGAGAAAAGGCCAAAGGUGGGCCUGGAGGAAAAGGCGUGGGUCGAGUGAACGGCCACCACCAGGAGAAUGGGAUGGAGACUAUGACCUUGUUUGAGGUGGUGAAGAUGGGAAAAAGUGCCACUCAGUCCGUUGUAGAUGACUGGAUUGAGUCCUACAAGCAUGACCGGGACGUUGCUCUUCUGGACUUGAUCAACUUCUUCAUCCAGUGCUCUGGCUGUAAAGGUGCCGUCAGCGGCGAGAUGUUCCGGAACAUGCAGAACUCCGAGAUCAUCCGGAAGAUGACGGAGGAGUUCGACGAGGACAGCGGGGACUACCCGCUGACGACGGCGGGGCCGCAGUGGAAGAAGUUCAAGUCGAGCUUCGGCGAGUUCAUCGGCGUCCUGGUGCGCCAGUGCCAGUACAGCAUCGUCUACGACGAGUACAUGAUGGACACGGUCAUCUCGCUGCUCACCGGCCUGUCCGACUCCCAGGUCCGAGCUUUCCGACACACCAGCACGCUCGCAGCGAUGAAGUUGAUGACGGCGUUGGUGAACGUGGCUCUGAACCUCAGCAUCAACAUGGACAACACCCAGAGGCAGUAUGAGGCGGAGAGGAACAAGGUGGUGGGCAAGCGAGCCAACGGCAAGCUGGAGCUCCUGUUACAGAAGCGCAAAGAGCUUCAGGAAAAUCAGGAUGAGAUCGAAAACAUGAUGAAUGCCAUAUUCAAAGGGGUGUUUGUUCACCGAUACCGCGAUGCCAUAGCUGACAUCCGGGCAAUCUGCAUCGAGGAGAUUGGGGUGUGGAUGAAAAUGUACAGCGACGCAUUUCUCAACGACAGUUAUCUGAAGUACGUGGGAUGGACGAUGCACGACAAGCAAGGUGAGGUGAGGCUGAAGUGUCUGACGGCCCUCCAGGGCCUGUACUACAACCGGGAGCUCAACACGCGCCUGGAGCUGUUCACCAGCCGCUUCAAGGAUCGCAUCGUGUCCAUGACUCUGGACAAGGAGUAUGACGUCGCCGUCCAAGCCAUUAAGCUGUUGACCUUGGUCUUGCACAGCAGCGACGAGGUGCUCACGGCAGAGGACUGCGAGAGCGUGUACCACCUGGUCUACUCGGCUCACAGGCCGCUGGCCGUGGCCACCGGGGAGUUCCUCUACAAGAAGCUCUUCAGCCACCGGGGCCCGGAGGAGGAGGGGCUGCCCAGGAGGGGGAGGCAGAGCCACAACGGCGGCCUCAUCAAGACCACCGUCUUCUUCUUCCUGGAGAGCGAGCUCCACGAGCACGGGGCCUACCUGGUGGACAGCCUGUGGGAGUAUGCUGCCGAGCUGCUCAAGGACUGGGAGAGCAUGAUCAGCCUGCUGCUGGACGAGCCCAUGCCGGGGGAGGAGGCCCUGACAGACCGCCAGGAGACAGCCCUGAUAGAGCUCAUGCUCUGUGCCAUACGCCAGGCCUGCGAGUGCCACCCUCCUGUGGGCCGAGGGACCGGGAAGAGGGUCUUGACCGCCAAGGAGAAGAAGACUCAACUGGAUGACCGGACGAAAAUCACCGAGAUUUUUGCCGUGGCUUUGCCUCUGUUGUUGGCCAAGUACUCGGUUGACGCGGAAAAAGUUACCAAUUUACUCCAGCUACCGCAGUUCUUUGACCUGGAAAUCUAUACCACCGGUCGAUUAGAAAAGCACUUGGAGUCUCUGAUGCGGCAGAUCCGGGAGGUGGUGGAGAAGCACACGGAGACGGACGUGCUGGAGGCCUGCUCCAUGACCUACCACGCCCUCUGCAACGAGGAGUUCACCAUCUUCAACAAGGUGGACAUCGCCCGCUCCCAGCUGCUGGACGAGCUGGUGGACAAGUUCAACAGGCUCCUGGAGGACUUUCUGCAAGAGGGGGAGGAGCCAGAUGAAGAUGAUGCGUACCAGGUUCUGUCCACGCUGAAGAGAAUCACCGCGUUCCACAACGCGCACGACCUCUCUCAAUGGGACUUAUUCGCCAGCAAUUAUAAACUCCUCAACACGGGUCUCCAGAACGGGGACAUGCCCGAGCAGAUUGUCAUCCACGCGAUGCAGUGCACACACUACAUCAUCUUGUGGCACCUCGCCAAGGUCUCCGAGGGCAGCUCCAAAAAGGGGGAUAUGGCGACCCUGAGGAAGCAGAUGAGGGCGUUCUGCCUAAUGUGUCAGCGCUACCUGACCAGCGUCAACACCACGGUCAAAGAGCAGGCCUUCACCAUCCUGUGUGACGCCCUGAUGAUCUUCAGCCACCAGAUCGUGUCGUCGGGCCGCGAGCAGCUGGAGAGCCUGAUCUACACGCCCGACUCCUCCCUCCAGGCGGAGCUGCUCAGCUUCAUCCUGGACCACGUCUUCAUCGACCAGGACGAGGACAACAACAGCACAGAUGGGCAGCAAGAUGACGAGGCCAGUAAGAUCGAGGCGUUGCAUAAAAGGCGAAACUUGCUGGCGGCCUACUGCAAGCUGAUCAUUUACAACGUGGUGGAGAUGAACACUGGAGCAGACAUAUUUAAGCAGUACAUGAGGUAUUACAAUGAUUAUGGAGAUAUCAUUAAGGAGACCAUGGCUAAAACAAGACAAAUUGAUAAAAUCCAGUGUGCCAAGACACUCAUUCUGAGUUUGCAGCAGUUGUUCAACGAGAUGUUGUCAGAUCUCGGGUGCAACUUCGACCGCUCCUCGUCCUCAUUCUGCGUCAUGAAAGAGCUGGCCCGACGGUUCUCCCUGACCUUUGGCCUGGAUCAACUCAAGACCAGGGAGGCCAUAGCCAUGUUACACAAGGAUGGCAUCGAGUUUGCCUUCAAGGAGCCCAGUCCUCAGGGAGAGGGAAACCCACCUCUCAACCUCGCCUUUCUGGACAUCCUGAGCGAGUUCUCCUCCAAACUGCUCCGGCAGGACAAGAAAACUGUUCACCUGUACCUGGAGCGGUUCAUGACCUUCCAGAUGGCUCUGCAGCGGGAGGACUGCUGGCUCCCCCUCAUCUCCUACAGGAACUCCCUCCAGGCCGGAGGAGACGACGACACCAUGUCGGUCAUCAGCGGCAUCAGCAGCCGCGGCUCCACGGUCAGGAGCAAGAAGGCCAAGCCAGCCAGCACCGGCAAGCGGAAACUGCCAGAAGAAGAGACCAGCUGCAGCAGCACGGACGCCGUGUGGCUGAACCGCGAGCAGGGAGCGCAGACGCCGGGCAUGAUGCCCUCCGCCCACCUCACCUCCACCGUCCUGAGGGACCCCAAGAAGCUGAGGGCGACGGACGACAGCUACGUGGGCGUGUACGCCAUGACGUCGGAACCGCAGCCGCACCAGGCCACGCCCCACCCGCACCAGGCCACGCCCCACCCGCACCAGGCCACGCCCCACCCGCACCAGGCCACGCCCCACCUGCACCAGGCCACGCCCCUCCCGCAGCACCAUCACCAAGCCCCCAUGGACUACAACACCCAGGUCACUUGGAUGCUGGCACAGAGGCAGCAAGUGGAGGCCCGGCAGCAACAGGAGCGUGCCAGCGUGCAGUACGCCAAGAUGAGGAGCCACAUGCAGCAUGCCAUCCGGCGAGGGUCGGGACUCAUGGAGGACGACGAAGAGCCGAUAGUCGAGGAUGUGAUGAUGUCGUCCGAGGAUCGCUUGGAAGACCUCAACGAGGGCAUGGAUUUCGACACCAUGGAUAUCGAUCUGCCACCAUCCAAGAAUCGCAGGGAGAGAUCGGAACUGAAGCCUGACUAUUUUGAUCCAUCUUCUAUCAUGGAUGAUUCGGUCCUCAAUGUUUCAAUGUUCUAAACUGGUUUGGGUAGAUCUUCGAGGAGGACGCCUUGUGUCACCCACAUUUUUUUGAAGACUAGAAGUAUUCUCUGUAGAGAAUUUAGUUCAAGAUUUACCCAUGGGACUACAUGAGAUGGUAGUGGAUGCCCAUAUGACAACAUGUUUUGAAUUUGACCUUUACCAUUGUCAAUAUUUGGAAAGGCUUAUGUAAAUACAUAACAGCUGAUAUGAAAUUUAAAAAAUCUGGCAUGGCAUGCAGCCAUAUUAUAUAGAGCAUAUAUAUAUACAGUAAGAGAAAAUGUGAAAUGUCUUCAUAUUGCUAGAAGGCCUAUCUGCAAAUAUGAAACAUAAGGAUCUCAGAAUUCUCUCUCUGUCAUGGUAUUUUGUAGAGGUUUCUCUGUUCUGCUUUUAUAACUUAUAGAAAACUUUGAUUUAUAGAUAUUUUGUAAUGACAAUCAGAUGUAAAUCGAUACUUUAUAAUCAUGUUAUUACACAGAGUACAGAAAUUAACCUUUGUAUUGGAAUUGCCGGUGUGUUACAUUGAAUGUGGCCUGCAGUUAGUUUCUGUUGCCAGUGUUAUAAUUAAGACCUCUUGUUAAACUGAUCAUGCCCAAGUUGCCAAAAUGACUCAUUUGAUAGGCAUAAUUAUGAUUAUUAAUCACUUUAAUUGUUUGAUUUGAAUGCUAUGUAGCUUUUGAAGAGUGGUACGAAUGUUUGCAGAGGGUUUGUAUAAAAGACUAUUCACUGUGGUACCACUGUGUAAUGUCUGAGAAGUUGUUAUAGUUUCAAAAAUACACCAUUAUAGACAUUGGAUAAGCUAUCAUAAUAUAUUAUAUAUAUAUAUAUAUAUAUAUAUAUAUUUAUAUAAUUAUAUAUUAUAGGUAUAAACAUAUAUUGUGUUAUAUAUUGUGAAUCGGUGCUCAUUUUGUAUUUAGUUGAUUUGAAUUCCAGCUAAGGCAAGGUUCAAUAGAAUGUAAACUGGUUGAAAUCAUCCACCCAACUAAUGUGUUUCUUUCCCUCUGUGUACAUUAGGUCAGUUAGCUAAUUACCAACAGGCAUUUCUAGAGUAUUAAGAUAAAUCAUUGAUUGUGUAAAAAUUAUAGUUUUAUACAGCCACGGCAGCUUGAAACCGGUGAGAAAUCAUCUCCAUUGUCAAAAACAGAAAUGUUUCACCGAAGUCUAAAUGCAGAACUACAAACCAGAAAGAGAUAUAAUAUUUUCAUUAUUUAGACUGUAGUAAUGUUAGACAGGAAAGAGUAAGUAAUUAUAUCCCAUUGAUGUUUCACUUAAAUUAGACUGCAUAAGGUCAUUUCCUUUCUAUUGUCACUGCGUUGAACUGCUGAGAGAAAGUGUGUGCAUACAUACAUGUAUAUGUAUACACAUACAUAUAUUAUAUAUAUUCAAGUGUAUAUACAUUUGUGUUUUUUAUUCUAUUUACAAAGUGUCCACUGUAACAUUUAUGGUUUGUAUUUAUGUCUGGAGACAGUAACUUUUUGAACAAAAUAAACCCCCUGCAAUUGUG